This is a messenger RNA of Strongylocentrotus purpuratus (purple sea urchin), 1694 nucleotides long. RefSeq lists its product as uncharacterized. The transcript is spliced from 3 exons. The record is from RefSeq and is a predicted model, not a curated record. Bases 297 to 1235 code for a protein of 312 amino acids. Lineage: Eukaryota; Metazoa; Echinodermata; Echinoidea; Camarodonta; Strongylocentrotidae.
UGUCGCAGAGAAUUCCCGGGUCAUAUAUGUUCAGGAUACUAGUACAUCGAUUCCGUGAGUGUUUCCUGCAAUGCCAAAGUACACCAUUGUAGACUCUGUCAGUAAGAAGCUAAAUGAACAAAAUAAAAUAAAUUUACGUGAUGGCUAUCAGACUAUUCCACGAGUCACAUGAUGUCUGCUGCCGGGUCUGCUGAUUGUAAGGGGUGUAUCACUCAUGUGAGCACUACUUAACAACAUGAACCGUUAAGAGUGCAUAGCAUUAUCAUUCGUCAUCAGGCCUACUGCAGGAAUUGAAUAUGUCUGGAAACGUGAGCGUUCGAAUUUUGAAUGAGGAGAACAAUACAGGAAAGCCAUGCAAGGUGUUUGUUUGCACGUCUGCUGUUCAACCGAACGUGCAGGGAUUCAUCGACGAGUUCAACCACAGAUUCGGAACUAUCCACGCCGAUGCCCACUACUUCCAGCUUCCCUACAGUGGCAUUGAUCGUUUCUCUGUCAAAGGAAAUGGGAUGGAUGUCAUGAUCCUCUGUCAUUCCAUCGACAAUAGGAGAUUUUCUAUCACUGACGUCAUGGAUGCCCUUUACACUAAAUUCUUGCCCAACGCUGCAAAGACAUUAGGCAAACAGAACGUGUGUGUGAUAGUGCACGACUUCCCUCCAAAGAAGAAGUUGGAAAAACCUGACCAGUACAUGGCAGAAAUGGAAUCAUUCAAGACAAAGCAAGGAACAACGUUCAAGAAUGCUGCCCUUGUUAUGAUGUGUGGUAAGCUAGACGGACCAGUUGAGAUGCAGGAAAGCAACUGGGAUGACCUGAAGCAGUUUCUCCAGAACGCCGUCAAGAAGAGGCAGAUUCCUAAAGGCUGUGGAGGUACAACAUCCAUGAAAGUGAACAAACUUUCGAUCCUUGUAUCAGUUCUUUCAUUAAUUAUUUUCUUCAUGUCUCUAGCAGGUGUCAUUUAUUGCAUUGUGGAAGUUAAAAAUUCGUUGCCUGCAGCCACCACUACCAAGCUCCCGCCAUCGACUACCCGGCAUCCUCAAACUACUUUACCUUCAACAACAGAUACACCAGCCACUUCACAAGGAACUUCUCAUCCGGCCCCGACAACUGUCACAUCAUCCGACCUGACAACUGAUUCAACAACUAUAAACGGAACAAAUGAGAUAACGUCUCCUACAACUAUCACCGACACCCCGUCAUAUUCCCAAAUCAUCAAUCAAACACUGAGUGGACUUACUUAGAGCCUUUCCUCCCCUCAAAACCUUUUCAACCAUCCCACAUCUGAUACCAAAUUAUAUAGGUACAUGUAUACUAUAAUUUGCCUGAAGAACCGACGUAAAUAUUUCCCUUCUACCGUAUCUGCAUUGGUAACUCCGAAGUUACUGAAAAGUCUAAUUCAAUUUACCCUUGUUCGAUGUGUCUUCAAUAGGUAUAUUUACAUUAGUUGACAAAUCAAAUACAAUGAUUCUAAUUAUACCCAUUCCAGGUAAUCACUCCAUGAGCCAUCAGCAAUGUACCUGAAUACUUGCAUACAUCUCAAAUAAGAACCUUACUUUUAUUUACUUAGGUUUGGUCCACAUUUAGCGUUUACGAUUCCAGAUAUGUUUUGAUAGUCUUUUGUACGUGGUAUAAGCUUCGUUAAGAUUUGACAGAAAUCCAGGGCUCAGUGUUUGUAAGUCAAACGCCUUUUGAAUAUAUAU